AUGGGUCAGGGAAAGCUUGUUUUAGUUUGCUUGGUCUUGGUCAAGGUGUUGCUGAUCCAUGCAAUGGCUGAUCAUCAGUCCCAGGUGAAACCUUCAGAGGUUUACAGGGUUCAUGAAAAGGAGGAUGAACCAGGUUGGGUGAUCUCUAGAGAAGCAGAUGAUCGUGAGCCUGUUCAAAGUCCAGCCGCGUCGUCUGAAACGCCAGAGAUCAGAAGGCUGGGAAAGCAUCGUUCAUCAGACAUGUCAGUGGCCGGUGGUGGUGUCAUCAUCGGUGGAAUUUUUUUCAUUGCUAUUUUCGCUUCUGUUUUUGCCUACAUCCGAGUUACAAGGAAAAGGGUUGACGUUAAACACUAA
Messenger RNA from Hibiscus syriacus, 354 nucleotides. RefSeq lists its product as uncharacterized. NCBI's taxonomy places the organism in Eukaryota, Viridiplantae, Streptophyta, Magnoliopsida, Malvales, Malvaceae. Bases 1 to 354 code for a protein of 117 amino acids. The record is from RefSeq and is a predicted model, not a curated record. The transcript has a single exon.